Molecule: messenger RNA, 2361 nt
Organism: Polistes dominula (European paper wasp)
Lineage: Eukaryota; Metazoa; Arthropoda; Insecta; Hymenoptera; Vespidae
Product: xaa-Pro aminopeptidase ApepP
Molecular function (GO): metalloaminopeptidase activity
Source: RefSeq, a predicted model, not a curated record
AAAAAUAAUAAAAGUGAUUUCUUAACAAGGCUCAAAACUUUUCAAUCCACCCACGCAUUACAAACAUUGCCAACUUCAGAGUUAGGAAUUUACCUAUGAUUAGUUUUAGGUUAAUUUUCUAACCUUAAAAAUUGAGUACAAGUGUACCAAUAGCAUAAAAUAAAAGAGCAUACUCACAUCUCUUGUUUGUCACGUAAAAUUAGUUUCAAAGAGGUGUUUUCUUUUAAUAUGUAGUAUAGUAAUAUUUUUAAUUUCUUCAAAUGUGUAAAGUGAAGUGUAAAUACGCGUGAUACGAUAUUUAGAGUAAAUAAUCUCAGAUAUACUACAAUAUGGCACAAAGUGGUCACGCAAAAUUAACAAAGCUUCGAGAAUUGAUGAAAACUGUUCAAAUAAAUGCUAACAAAACAGUGGAAAUUCAAGCUUACGUUGUAACCUCGGAAGAUGCACAUCAAUCUGAAUAUUUAAGAAAGUAUGACCAAAGGCUUACAUUUAUAAGUGGGUUUACUGGUUCUCUUGGUACAGCAGUGAUUACUCAAAACAAAGCAUUACUUUGGACAGAUGGAAGAUAUUUUACCCAAGCUUUGUCGCAAUUUGAUCCACCGGAAGAAUGGACCCUUAUGAAAGAUGGUUUAUUAGAAACACCUUCGAUACAAUCCUGGUUGGUUUCUAAUUUACCACCUAAAUCUGUCAUUGGAGCUGAUCCUAAUUUAUUAAGUUAUAAUAAGUGGAUUACAUUGCAAACUACUCUUGUUGCCGGAGGACAUACCUUAUUUCCAAUAGAAGAAAAUUUGAUAGAUAAGGUAUGGGGUAAAGAGAAACCAUUACCUGUAGCAAACAAAAUCAUUCCACAAACAUUGGAAUUUUCUGGUGAGAGCGCAGGUGAAAAAGUAAAACUGUGUCGUAAAAUAAUGGAAUCUAUCGGUGUGAAAAUGCUUAUAAUUACCGCUCUAGAUGAGGUUGCGUACCUUUUAAAUUUAAGAGGUUCUGAUAUUCCUUAUAAUCCUGUAUUCUUUGCAUUUGUCAUUCUUACUAAGGACGAAUUACAUUUCUUUGUGGAUGUCCGUAAUCUUACAGAGGAAGCAAUACAACAAAUGACUAUUGAAGGAAUUAAACCCAAUUACCACCCAUACAGUGAUAUACAUGACUUUAUUAAAUGCGAAGCUUCUUUUAAUAAGAAUAAAUUAGUAUGGAUAAGCAAUGGCUCAAGCUUUGCCAUUCAUUCCGAUUGUGGAGAAUUAAAAAAGCAUAUUGCUAUUUCUCCCGUUUGUGUAGCUAAGGCAAUUAAAAAUUCUAUAGAAAUAGAAGGAAUGAAAGCUGCCCAUAGACGCGACGCGGUUGCACUUGUCAAAUAUUUUGCAUGGUUGGAGGAUAAAAUAAAAAAUAAAAAAGAACUUGUUACAGAAAUUUCUGGUGCGGAACAACUUGAAAAAUUUAGAUCGGAACAGGAACACUACGUUGGUUUAAGUUUUUCUACGAUUUCAUCUGUGGGUCCACACGGUGCCAUAAUUCAUUACACUCCAUCUCCAGAAACAGACGUUCCAAUUACAGACAAAGAAUUGUAUCUAUGUGAUUCAGGAGCCCAAUACAAAGAUGGAACCACAGAUGUCACAAGAACUUUGCAUUUCGGUGAACCUACCAAUUAUCAACGGGAAUGCUUCACCAGAGUAUUUAAAGGACAAUGUCGUUUGUCAUCUACGAUAUUUCCUUUUAAAACAAAAGGAAAUUAUUUAGAUACAUUAGCACGCGAAAGUUUAUGGAGUGUUGGACUUAAUUAUUUACACGGUACAGGACAUGGAAUAGGAUCCUAUUUAAAUGUUCACGAACAACCAAUUGGUAUAUCUUGGAAACCAUAUCCUGAUGAUCCUGGCUUACAUCCAGGAAUGUUUUUAUCCAAUGAACCUGGAUAUUACAAAAAUGAUGAAUUUGGUAUUAGAUUAGAGAACAUAGAACUAAUCGUUAAAGCAGAAACUAAAUAUAAAUUUGACGAUAAUGGAUUUCUUACUUUUGAAACUGUAACACUUGUUCCAAUUCAAACCAGUUUACUCGAUGUUUCUUUAUUAACGGAUGAAGAAAUCAAGUAUUUAAACGAUUAUCACGCUAAAUGUUUAAAAACAUUACGCCCUUACCUCGACGGUCCGGAAAAUGCUCAAGCUCGUCAAUGGCUUGAAAGAGAAACACAACCGAUAAACAAAUAAUAAUUUUUCAUUGGUCUGUGACGAUUGAAAAUAAUAAAAAAAAUUAAUUACUUACGCUAAAAUUUUAUAAUCUUGAUAUGGAUAAUAUUUUUACAAACAAUGUAUACAUUAAUUCUAACAGGGAUAUUUUGUAUACGUUUGUAAUGUCAUGUUAUAAAAAUGUUUU